Helobdella robusta is the source of this 933-nucleotide messenger RNA. RefSeq lists its product as hypothetical. The transcript is spliced from 7 exons. The record is from RefSeq and is a predicted model, not a curated record. Bases 1 to 933 code for a protein of 310 amino acids. Lineage: Eukaryota; Metazoa; Annelida; Clitellata; Rhynchobdellida; Glossiphoniidae.
AUGAAAGCAUUUGUUUUCAUUUUUUGCGUAAAAUGCAUUCUCGUCAGCUCUGGGAAUGUGAGGAAUAUUUAUUUAGAGCUGGCUCAACCCCUGAUAUUGUUCGACAAUUUCGAAGGUUCAGUCAGGUUUGAAUCAUCUCCCUCCAACUUAUUCAAAGGAGAUUUGGUGGAAAAUGGUACAUUGAAUAGGAUGAUGCAGUCCUGUGGUUGUCAAUCCAAGUUCCUACAAAUAUAUAAAAAAAUCAUGUUAAAUUUGGCCUUAUCCUUACAAAAAUUUUCAUUGUGGGGGAUUUCAGCCCCAAAACUCUCCUGCCUACUUCUCAGAUUGCUCAACGACAAUUUGAGAAAAGGUGGCAUUAAAAACGGUGUUCAGAAAAUAGCUCUAGAGUUCUCAUCAUUCACCUCCACUCUUCCCUAUUUAAAAAUCGAAAACCAAAAUGGGACAUCCACUGUAAGUAACAUGGAUUGCAUGGAGUCUCCACCAUCAUGUCAGCCACUGGACGCUGGGACACUGGAGUGCUGGAAAGGUCUGCCUCCACCAUCAACAUGCGUCUACGUCAUUCAGACAAACGAAUGCUCAACGCUUGAAGCGCACAUGGGCAUCGAUGAAGCUGAGGACAAUGUCUCUGGAAAGUUGUCUUGCGCACUGACGGACGUUUCAAACGAUCAAAGGUUUAAGACGACCAGAAUUGAAACUGCAACUGAGGAGGUGAAAGCCAUGAAAAGUGAUAGCAACACGGAAGCAGUAUUCACGUCAACUGGCGCCAUUGCAGUGACCAUGUCCAUCAUUCUCCUCUCAUCUUUAACGGCGAUCGUCGGUGGUCUGAUUGUUAGCUGCAAAUACGAGAAGGAUCUUCAAGAAAGGAUUCAGAUGGAUGCGAUGGAGGGCCUGCCAAUGACCAGUGACGAGCAGAAGUAUGAUUCGAUUUCAUGA